GGAAGCCAGCGACGGAGCUGCGAGGAGCCGAACGGCGGCGCGGGGACGGUGGCGACGGACAGGUGGUGAGCCCUCGCCCGCGUCGCCCGCCCGGGGCAGUUGGGCCGCCCGCCGAGUCCCGCUGUCAGGACGUGGCGUCCGGCGGUGGCGGUGGCAUCCCGGACGGCCUGCGAGGGAUGCGCCGCCUACUGCCCCGCGCCGCCUGACCGCCCCCGCCUUGCCUCGCGGUGCGCCACAGCCGGGCCCGCGGCCGUCCCUGCGGUCGUCUCCUCCGCGCUGUCCCCCAGCCGCCGCGCCUGCGGGGCUGCACCCGGCCCGGCCAUGUGGACCCCCACGGAGGAGGAGAAAUACGGCGUAGUGAUAUGCAGCUUUCGAGGUUCUGUCCCUCAAGGACUGGUCUUAGAAAUAGGAGAAACAGUUCAAAUUCUUGAAAAGUGUGAAGGUUGGUACAGAGGAGUUUCAACAAAGAAGCCUAAUGUGAAGGGGAUUUUUCCUGCAAAUUACAUUCAUUUGAAGAAGGCAAUUGUCAGUAAUAGGGGGCAGUAUGAAACUGUGGUGCCACUUGAAGAUUCUAUUGUGACAGAAGUUACAGCAACUCUACAGGAAUGGGCCAGUCUAUGGAAACAGCUUUAUGUGAAACACAAAGUAGAUCUUUUCUACAAACUACGCCAUGUGAUGAAUGAACUUAUUGAUCUUCGAAGGCAGCUACUGUCUGGUCACCUGACACAGGAUCAGGUGCGGGAGGUUAAGCGGCACAUCACCGUACGACUGGACUGGGGUAAUGAGCAUUUGGGCCUGGAUUUGGUGCCUCGGAAGGACUUUGAAGUAGUGGACUCAGACCAGAUUAGUGUCUCGGAUCUCUAUAAAAUGCAUUUAUCUAGCCGACAGAGUGUACAGCAGAGCACAUCUCAAGUAGAUACAAUGCGCCCACGCCAUGGGGAAAGCUGUCGGAUGCCAGUACCACAUCAUUUCUUCUUCAGCCUAAAGAGUUUCACCUAUAAUACCAUUGGGGAAGAUACUGAUGUCUUCUUUUCUCUGUAUGACAUGAGGGAAGGCAAACAGAUAAGUGAACGGUUUCUGGUGAGACUGAACAAGAAUGGUGGACCAAGGAACCCAGAGAAGAUAGAACGAAUGUGUGCCCUUUUUACAGAUCUGAGCAGCAAAGACAUGAAGAGAGAUUUAUACAUAGUGGCCCAUGUGAUCCGAAUAGGUCGAAUGCUCCUAAAUGACUCCAAAAAGGGUCCUGCUCACCUGCACUACAGGCGGCCGUAUGGCUGUGCGGUUCUAAGCAUUUUGGAUGUUCUGCAGUCACUUACAGAAUUAAAAGAAGAAAAAGAUUUUGUUCUUAAAGUUUACACAUGUAACAAUGAGAGUGAGUGGACCCAGAUUCAUGAGAACAUCAUCCGAAAGUCAAGCACCAAGUACUCCGCCCCCAGUGCCAGCCAUGGUCUUAUUAUUUCCCUACAGCUUUUUCGUGGUGACAUGGAACAAAUUCGGAGAGAAAAUCCCAUGAUAUUUAAUAGAGGAUUAGCAAUUACAAGAAAAUUGGGAUUUCCUGAUGUUAUCAUGCCAGGUGAUAUCCGUAAUGAUUUGUACCUAACCCUGGAGAAGGGGGAUUUUGAAAGAGGGGGAAAGAGUGUACAAAAGAAUAUUGAAGUGACCAUGUAUGUACUCUAUGCAGAUGGAGAAAUCUUAAAGGACUGUAUCAGCUUGGGUUCUGGAGAACCAAAUAGGAGUUCCUAUCACUCCUUUGUUCUCUACCACAGUAAUAGUCCUCGUUGGGGAGAAAUUAUCAAAUUACCUAUUCCCAUUGACAGAUUUCGGGGCUCCCAUCUACGUUUUGAAUUCAGGCAUUGUUCCACAAAGGACAAAGGGGAAAAGAAACUCUUUGGCUUUGCAUUCUCUCCCCUGAUGCGUGAUGAUGGCACCACACUCUCAGAUGAUAUUCAUGAGCUUUAUGUGUAUAAGUGUGAUGAGAAUAGCACAUUUAACAACCAUGCCCUGUACCUUGGCCUGCCCUGCUGCAAAGAAGACUACAAUGGCUGUCCUAAUAUUCCCUCCAGCCUCAUCUUCCAGCGUAGCACCAAAGAGUCUUUCUUCAUUUCUACACAACUUUCUUCUACCAAACUCACACAGAACGUGGACCUUCUUGCUCUGCUGAAAUGGAAAGCUUUCCCAGAUAGGAUCAUGGACAUCCUCGGGCGCUUGCGGCAUGUCAGUGGGGAAGAAAUUGUUAAGUUUCUGCAGGAUAUAUUAGAUACACUUUUUGUGAUUUUGGACGAUAAUACAGAGAAAUAUGGCCUUUUGGUUUUUCAGUCUCUGGUGUUCAUCAUUAACCUGCUUCGAGACAUAAAAUAUUUCCACUUCCGACCUGUGAUGGACACAUAUAUCCAAAAGCACUUUGCUGGAGCCCUGGCAUAUAAGGAGCUCAUCCGCUGUUUGAAGUGGUACAUGGACUGCUCAGCAGAACUGAUCCGGCAGGACCACAUUCAGGAAGCCAUGCGGGCCCUGGAAUACCUUUUCAAGUUCAUUGUGCAGUCACGAAUCCUGUAUUCAAGAGCCACCUGUGGGAUGGAAGAGGAACAGUUCCGGUCUAGCAUCCAAGAACUUUUUCAGUCCAUUCGGUUUGUGCUGAGUCUGGACAGCAGAAACUCGGAAACACUCCUCUUCACUCAGGCUGCACUACUUAAUUCUUUCCCCACUAUCUUUGACGAGUUGCUGCAAAUGUUUACCGUGCAAGAGGUAGCAGAGUUUGUGAGAGGAACCCUGGGAAGCAUGCCUAGCACUGUGCACAUCGGACAGUCAAUGGAUGUGGUGAAGCUGCAGUCCAUUGCCAGGACAGUGGACAGUCGCCUGUUUUCUUUCUCCGAAUCCCGCCGCAUCCUGCUUCCUGUGGUUCUUCAUCACAUUCAUCUUCACCUGAGGCAGCAGAAAGAGCUGCUAAUCUGCUCAGGAAUUCUGGGCAGUAUCUUCUCCAUCGUCAAGACCAGCUCUCUGGAGGCAGAUGUCAUGGAGGAGGUAGAGAUGAUGGUGGAAAGCCUCCUGGAUGUGCUUUUACAGACUCUGCUCACCAUCAUGAGUAAAUCACAUGCUCAGGAGGCGGUAAGAGGGCAACGGUGCCCGCAGUGCACAGCCGAGAUCACUGGUGAAUAUGUGUCCUGCCUCCUCUCAUUGCUCCGUCAGAUGUGUGACACCCAUUACCAACACCUUUUAGACAACUUCCAGAGCAAAGAUGAACUCAAGGAAUUUCUGCUGAAGAUUUUCUGUGUGUUCAGAAACCUAAUGAAGAUGAGUGUCUUCCCUCGAGACUGGAUGGUGAUGAGACUCUUGACAAGCAAUAUUAUAGUCACUACUGUCCAGUACCUGUCCUCUGCCCUGCACAAGAAUUUCACAGAGACAGACUUUGACUUCAAGGUGUGGAAUUCUUAUUUUAGCCUGGCAGUUCUGUUCAUAAACCAGCCAAGUCUUCAGCUAGAAAUCAUUACUUCAGCCAAGAGGAAGAAGAUUCUAGAUAAGUAUGGAGACAUGCGUGUGAUGAUGGCAUAUGAACUGUUCAGCAUGUGGCAGAAUCUUGGUGAACAUAAGAUCCACUUUAUUCCGGGAAUGAUCGGUCCUUUUCUGGGUGUGACACUGGUCCCACAGCCAGAAGUUCGGAAUAUCAUGAUUCCUAUCUUUCAUGACAUGAUGGACUGGGAACAGAGGAAAAAUGGCAACUUCAAGCAGGUUGAGGCUGAGCUGAUUGACAAGCUGGACAGCAUGGUGUCAGAAGGGAAAGGUGAUGAGAGCUACAGGGAACUCUUCAGCCUGCUAACCCAGCUGUUUGGGCCCUACCCCAGCCUUCUGGAGAAGGUUGAACAGGAAACAUGGCGUGAGACUGGCAUUUCCUUUGUUACCUCAGUCACCCGCCUCAUGGAACGCCUUCUGGACUACAGGGACUGCAUGAAAGGAGAAGAAACAGAGAACAAGAAGAUUGGCUGCACUGUUAACCUAAUGAACUUUUACAAAUCUGAGAUUAACAAAGAGGAAAUGUAUAUUCGAUACAUCCAUAAGCUUUGUGACAUGCACUUACAGGCUGAAAACUACACAGAGGCUGCAUUCACCCUGCUUCUUUACUGUGAGCUACUGCAAUGGGAAGAUAGGCCACUACGGGAGUUCCUACACUACCCAUCCCAGACUGAGUGGCAGCGGAAAGAGGGACUGUGUAGGAAGAUCAUCCACUACUUCAACAAAGGCAAGAGCUGGGAGUUUGGAAUCCCUCUGUGUAGAGAGCUGGCAUGUCAGUAUGAGAGCCUCUAUGAUUAUCAGAGCCUCAGCUGGAUUCGGAAAAUGGAGGCCAGCUACUAUGACAAUAUUAUAGAGCAGCAACGCCUAGAGCCUGAGUUCUUCCGGGUUGGCUUUUAUGGCAGGAAGUUUCCUUUCUUUCUUCGGAACAAAGAAUAUGUGUGCCGUGGUCAUGACUACGAGAGGCUGGAAGCCUUCCAGCAGAGGAUGCUCAGUGAGUUCCCACAGGCCGUUGCUAUGCAGCACCCCAACCAUCCUGAUGAUGCCAUCCUACAGUGUGAUGCUCAGUAUUUACAGAUCUAUGCAGUGACACCUAUUCCAGAUUAUGUGGAUGUUCUACACAUGGAUAGAGUACCUGAUCGUGUCAAGAGCUUUUACCGUGUCAACAAUGUGAGGAAAUUCCGGUAUGACAGACCUUUCCACAAAGGCCCCAAGGACAAAGAGAAUGAAUUCAAGAGCCUGUGGAUUGAGCGCACCACACUGACACUGACCCACAGCUUGCCUGGCAUUUCUCGGUGGUUUGAAGUGGAAAGGAGGGAACUGGUAGAGGUGAGUCCUCUGGAGAAUGCCAUCCAAGUAGUCGAGAAUAAGAAUCAGGAGCUGCGAGCUCUGAUCAGCCAGUAUCAACACAAACAAGUGCAUGGCAACAUCAAUCUGCUCAGCAUGUGCCUGAAUGGUGUCAUUGAUGCAGCUGUCAAUGGAGGCAUUGCACGCUACCAGGAGGCCUUCUUCGAUAAAGAUUACAUCUCCAAGCACCCAGGAGAUGCUGAGAAGAUUGCCCAGCUCAAAGAGCUAAUGCAGGAACAGGUCCAUGUUCUUGGAGUUGGGCUGGCAGUCCACGAGAAGUUUGUGCAUCCAGAAAUGCGGCCUCUGCACAAGAAGCUGAUCGAUCAGUUCCAGAUGACAAGGGCCAGUCUGUGCCAUGAGUUUCCAGGUUUGGAUAAGCUAAGUCCUGCAUGUUCAGGCACCAGCACCCCACGGGGAAAUGUUCUGGCAUCCCAUAGCCCCAUGAGCCCUGAGAACAUCAAGAUGACCCACAGGCACAGCCCCAUGAACUUAAUGGGCACAGGCCGCCAUUCAUCCUCGUCUCUGUCCUCACAUGCGUCUAGUGAAACAGGGAACAUGGUGAUGAUGGGCGAAGCUCCUGAAGACCUCUACCACCACAUGCAGCUUGCAUAUCACAACCCCAGGUACCAGGGCUCAGUCACCAACGUCUCUGUUCUGUCCUCAUCCCAGGCAAGCCCUUCUUCCUCCAGCCUGAGUUCCACUCAUUCAGCACCAUCCCAGAUGAUCACCUCUGCCCCUUCUAGCACCCGAGGCUCUCCCUCUCUGCCAGAUAAGUACCGACAUGCCCGGGAAAUGAUGUUGCUGUUGCCCGCACAUCGGGACCGCCCAAGCAGUGCCAUGUAUCCAGCAGCCAUCCUAGAGAAUGGACAGCCACCAAACUUCCAGCGGGCCCUGUUCCAGCAAGUAGUUGGAGCCUGUAAACCCUGCAGUGAUCCCAAUCUGUCUAUGGCUGAAAAAGCGGUGCCAGCAGCCCCCAGCAGCUGGAGCCUGGAUAGCGGAGCCCAAGAGGCCCAGCCCUUCCUGUCUGCCCUCAUGGGGCACAUCCUGGCUCCCCCAGUGCCUCCCCGAAGCCUGCUGCAUGGUCAUUACUCCCUACACUUUGACGCCUUCCACCACCCACUGGGUGAUGCCCCCCCAGCCCUCCCUGCCCGGACCCUGCGCAAGUCUCCUCUCCACCCCAUCCCAGCCUCCCCUACAAGCCCCCAAUCGGGCCUGGAUGGCAGCAACUCUACGCUGUCUGGCAGUGCCAGCAGCGGUGUGUCCUCCUUGAGUGAGAGUAACUUUGGGCACUCCUCAGAGGCCCCACCUCGAACAGAUACCAUGGACUCCAUGCCAAGCCAGGCCUGGAAUGGUGAUGACGACCUUGAGCCGCCCUACCUCCCUGUCCACUACAGCCUCUCUGAGUCUGCUGUCCUUGACUCCAUCAAGUCCCAGCCGUGCAGAAGCCACUCAGCCCCAGGGUGUGUCAUCCCUCAGGACCCCAUGGACCCCCCUGCGCUUCCACCCAAGCCCUACCACCCCCGCCUGCCAGCCCUAGAACAUGAUGAGGGUGUGCUACUGCGGGAGGAGGCUGAGAGGCCAAGGGGCCUGCACCGAAAGGCCUCACUGCCUCCUGGGAGCACCAAGGAGGAACAGGCCCGCAUGGCCUGGGAGCACGGCCGAGGGGAACAGUGAGGAGCGGAGAGGCAGCUGCACCACCAUCUUCAAUGAGCAGCUUGCCCAGGCACUCCAGGUCUGAAAAGCAAGUCCCUCCCAGGGAGCUAGAGGCUUGGCACUCAGGAGAAAACCACCAGAGUCUCUGUUCUACUGCCGUGAACUCAUGUAUUGCCAUGUCCAGAGGCCACAGCAGCAUGAAGGGUUGUGGUUUCUCUUUUAUUUCUUCCCCCCCCCCCCAUUUUUCUGGGUUUUCCUUUAUGCAGUAGUUGCUUUCUUCCUCCUGCAGUUCCAGACCACAUGGAGCUAUAUGGAGAUAUUGCACAGACAGAAUUGCUUUGCAGCAUUGCAGAGUCCAGGAGGAGGAGCCCAGGCCCUCCUUCCAGGGUAGAGAUGGCGAAGAAUGGAAAUUGCACUAGGGACCUCUUCCUUUGCUGUAUGGACAGAAAAAUUCAUGGUUGCAUUCAGGGAUUGCAAGGACCACAUGGACAUGUCACAGGUGGACAAAGGGGCCACAAGCCGUUUUGCACAAAUGCUUGCCCACGUGCCCACUCUUCAUCUAGGAGUGUGCAACUGAGGGGCUGGUCAGGCACAUGACUGGCCUAACUGCAUGCCCAGGGCACACUGACAGGCUUCCAUGGGCCAGCCUUGUCUCUUACCCCACUUUGGACAUUAUUCCAUGGGCCAGCCUUGUCUCUUACCCCACUUUGGACACUAUACAUCACUUUUAUUUUGGACUUUCCACUCAAAACACCUCAUGAUCUGCAGAAGCCUCCCUGCUCGAAUGGACUUGCAAGGGUUAUCUCUUCAGCCCUGGGGCUUGAAUUAAAUGAAGCUAGGAGGGCUAUCACUCCUGCAGGGAGUUAGCCCCUUCCCUUGUGUUAGAAAGAGCUGGUGUAAGAAUGAGGCUAAAUCCAGUGUGGCAGGAGCCAGAAUGCCUCAUAAGCUUUCACAGGUGGCUCCAAUGCCUGCCAUUUAGCACCUGAAUCAGGGAUUUUCAGCACUACCUCUGAGCCUUGGGGUUGGCUGCCCAGCCUGGCUUCCAGGCCCUGAGGAUGUGUAGUCAGGUUCAGCAAGCUCCUGGGUAUAAAACAUUAAAAUAAUUUUUUUUAACUGAUGGGAGGAAAUUAAUUUUGGAAGCAGAGAGCCACACAGGUAAAACUGUUAUCUUCCAAGUAGCCAAGUACAGAACCCUCCACUCCAAACCCAUAGGGACCGCCAUUCAGGGUUCAGGACGGGCAGAAGGGCAGUUUUUCAGACCUCCCCAGUCUGUUAGGAAGGGCACAGUGGUGACUUUAUAGGAAAUUCUUUCGUGUCAGGGCACUGAUCUUUCUCUUGGUAUUAUGGUGGGGGUAUAGUAUAUUUCACCAGGGUGCUUCUAAGUUACUUUUAAAAAUAACUUAUCUCAAGACAGUUGUUUUCCUUUCAUUUGCUUACAUUCUCAUCAGUGAUGGCCAUAAGACUGCCUUCUCCUUGGUGAGCAGGUAUGUUGCCCCACUCCCUUUAUCUUGUUGGCCUUCUGGCCUCCGGUGGCCAAGUUCUGGGCCUAGUUACUCAUCCCUUUCCCACAAUUCUUUCCCAAACCGAAAAAUCCAUGGUCAGGGUCUUUUUCUCUUAUAAACAAGUUCAAUAGAAUUGCCAGCAAAUAACCUAAGGGAAAAGAUAGAAGGCCCAUUUUACUCCAGAGUAUGUUGGGGUCCAGGUACAAGAGUAUAGGGCUUUCUGAUACCUCAGGAUCAUUCAGGCAGAGCAGAGCAGAGACUAUGGAGGAUGUAGGCCAAUCCAGGUAGCCUUGACACCUGCUCCUGAACCUAGAUUCAUUGGUAAGCUUGUUUCUGGACCAUCUGGUUCAUAGGUAUGAGGGUCAAAGUCUAGCUUUGUUGUGACUCUUAGGGAAGGCAGCAGUCCAUGAAGGCAGCCUGCUAUCCAGUGCAGACAUCUGCCUUCUCCACUUGGUGGCACAGGAAGUAGGGAGGGGAAUGUAAGGUUAAGUUCCUUGGCCUUGCUUUAUGCAAGAUGAAAUAUAUUUGUGUCGUCCCUCUCCAUUUUCCCUAACUGGAUGAAAUGGACCUAUUCUGAAUACUUUGUAUUGAAAAACCAGCCAGUGUGAGGGAAAUGGGAGGCCAGAGAUCAGAAUCAUUUGAAAAGAUUGUGAAAUACUGAUUUUCAUUCUUAUAAGCAUAUUUGUAAAUACCUAUUUGAAUGCUGUGUAUUUGUACAGGAAUUUGAGCAAAAAAUGUAUAGAGUGUGAUGUCUAAUUGGUAAUAAGCCCUAUAAAUGUGUUUUUAACCUCUGGCAUUCUGUGCUUAUUUAAAACAAGAAAACUUCUAACCAUUUCCUUUGUGUACUCGUGUCUAAAGAAAAAUUGAUUUAAAAAUGAUCUUACCUGUACCAGAAAAGUUAAAGAAAAAAAUUGUGCCGGUGUCCCAAAAGGUAUUUUACUGUAUAUAUUGUGGUAGCAUGUUAUACAUCCAACGAGUAAUGUGAAUUUUAGAUGUAAAUACCUGCCAAUUGAAUCCCCCCUCCCUUGACUGCUGUGAUGUGAAUUAAA
Chionomys nivalis (European snow vole) is the source of this 9052-nucleotide messenger RNA. It is a transcript of the gene Dock3, whose product is annotated as dedicator of cytokinesis 3. The record is from RefSeq and is a predicted model, not a curated record. The transcript is spliced from 54 exons. Gene Ontology annotation, biological process: small GTPase-mediated signal transduction. Gene Ontology annotation, molecular function: guanyl-nucleotide exchange factor activity; small GTPase binding. Bases 322 to 6522 code for a protein of 2066 amino acids. NCBI's taxonomy places the organism in Eukaryota, Metazoa, Chordata, Mammalia, Rodentia, Cricetidae. Gene Ontology annotation, cellular component: plasma membrane; cytoplasm.